UCUCAUGUGACAAGGGUUGAAGGCGCUUGGAACAUUGAUGGCAAAGGUCCAAGCAACUGGGAUGUUUUCACUCACAAAUUCCCAGGUAAAAUUUCAAAUGGUAGUAACGGAGAUGUGGCAGCAGACUCCUACCAUCGAUAUAAGGAGGAUAUCAAACUCUUGAAGGAAAUGAAUGCAGAUUCUUAUCGCUUUUCAAUUUCUUGGCCUAGAGUAAUACCUUAUGGCAAGAUUAGCAAAGGCAUAAAUGAGAAAGGAAUUGGGUACUACAAUAAGCUCAUAGACGAAAUUCUAGCUUAUGGUUUAAAGCCAAUUGUGACAAUUUUUCACUGGGACUUGCCCCAAGCCUUAGAUGAAGAGUAUGGAAGCUUCGUGAGUCCUAAAAUUAUAAAGGAUUUUCAUGACUACGCAAAUCUACUGUUUGCGAGGUUUGGUGAUCGAGUGAAAGAUUGGAUCACAUUCAAUGAACCUUGGACCUUUAGUUCAAAUGGUUAUGAUAGUGGAACCUUUGCCCCUGGUCGAUGUUCUGCUUGGAUGAAUAAUAACUGCACCGGUGGAAAUUCAGGGACAGAACCCUACUUGGUGGCACACCACCAACUUUUGGCUCAUGCUGAUGUAGUUAAAUUAUACAGGAGAGUGUAUCAGGCUCUCCAAAAAGGACAAAUUGGGAUUACACUAGUCACUGCAUGGAUGGUGCCAUUUUUAAAUUCACCUCUUGAUCAACGAGCAGCCAUUCGUGCCCUUGAUUUCAUGUUUGGAUGGUUUAUGAACCCUUUGGUAUAUGGUGAUUAUCCCGCUUCAAUGAGAAUUCUUGCCCGCGACCGACUUCCCAAAUUUACAUCAAAGCAAUCUAAAGAACUGAUAGGGUCAUAUGAUUUUCUUGGAUUAAAUUACUACACAGCUAGUUAUGCUGCCCAUGUUACAACUCCUCCAAAUAAGGUGAAUUUAAGCUAUAGCACAGACCCGCAAGUUAACGUUACAGGGGUUGAUGAAGUAAAUAAUCCCACAUUACCACUUAAGCAAGCUCUUCAAGACAGCUUUAGAAUCCGAUACUACUAUCAGCACCUUCAGUAUGUCCGAAAAGCAAUCAAAAAUGGCGUUAGAGUGAUGGCAUACUAUGGAUGGGCAAUUAUUGACAAUUUUGAGUGGAGUGCUGGAUAUAGUUGUAUGCACCGGGCGUCUCGAGAAGUUGUACUUUUCGAUCCAGAAAUUGAGAGGACACUACAUAGACAAAGGAGGAACACAUUACAGCAAGAGGAACAGGGGAUUUGGCAACCAAUAAAGGAAAUCUUAAUAGAGCUUCCAUUUGAAGAAGAAAUGGCAGAAAACGAAGCAAACAGGCGAGUUCUACGAGAUUUUGCUGUACCGGGAACACAAGGAUCUCAAACGAGCAUAGCAAGGCCUUCGGUACAAUUCGUUAAUAAUUACAAUCGUAAUGCUCAAAACAACCCCUACUCGAAUACUUACAACCCAGGGUGGAGAAAUCAUCCAAACUUUGGAUGGAAGGACCAAGGAAAUCAACCAAGGCCAACCAAUCCACCGGGGUUCCAAUCAAGGCAACCACAAGCUGAAACUAAACCGGGUUGGGAGAUUGCAGUAGAAAAACUUGCUAAAGUUACCUCGGACAGAUUUGAACGAGUAGAAGGGAGACUGGAUCAACUCACUACAAUGUACAGGAAUGUAGAGGUCCAAAUUGGUCAAAUUGUUAGUUCUUUGAAUAAUCGAAAUCAAGGAGAAUUACCUAGCUAA
Messenger RNA from Coffea arabica (coffee), 1746 nucleotides. Lineage: Eukaryota; Viridiplantae; Streptophyta; Magnoliopsida; Gentianales; Rubiaceae. The record is from RefSeq and is a predicted model, not a curated record.